AUGGCGGAUUUCCUACUUGAAUGUGAUGCUGAAGAUUUGGUGGAAGAUUAUAGUUGUUCCUUAUGGAAGCUCUUCGUGGAUGGCUCUUCGAAUCAAAUGGGGGCAGGGAUUGGAAUCCAAUUGCGAACACCAGAAGGAACUACGCUGAGCCAAGCGAUAAGACUUGAGUUCAACGCAACCAACAAUGAGGCAGAAUACGAGGCGUUGAUAGCUGGACUGAAGUUGGCUAAAGAACUGAAGAUCAAGAAUCUGAUUGCUUAUAGUGAUUCACAACUAGUCAUUCGGCAAGUCACUGGGGAAUAUGGGGCCAAGGAUAAGACCAUGGAAGCAUACCGAAUUGCGGUUCUGCGUGAGGCGAAAGGCUUUGAUCAGAUAAGGUUCAUCCAACUGCCAAGAGAGUAUAACGAAGAUGCCGACCGCUUGGCUUGUAGUGCAUCCAGUUCUGGAGAGACUUUGGCUAGGGUCAUCCCGGUUGACGUGCUGGUCCAACCUUUCAUUUUUGAUGAGUUGCCUAAUCCGAGCGCUCAACAUGUUAAUGUUAUACCAUAUGAGCCGAGCUGGAUUGAUCCGAUCAUGGCUUUCAUACGUAAUGGUGCACUCCCUGAGCAGAAGGACGAGGCAAGAAAAAUUAGGUUCAACGCCGCAAAGUAUGCCAUUGUGCGUGAUCAACUGUAUAGACGCUCCUUCUCGGGUCCAUAUUUGAAGUGUGCUAACCCAACAGAAGCUAAACAAAUUCUGCAAACCAUUCAUGAGGAAUGGGGGAUGGAUGUGGUUGGCCCUUUGCCGACUGCAAGAUCGCAGAAUAAGUACAUUCUGCUAGCAACUGAUUACUUCACCAAAUGGGUAGAAGCAGAGCCGUACCCCAGUGUCACUCAAACUCAAGUAAGACGCUUCAUCUGGAAUAAUAUUAUCUGUCGUUUUGGCGUACCAAGGUCAAUCGUGAUGGACAAUGGGACCAACCUCGAUAGCAAGCAAGUGAAAGAGCUGCUAGAAGAAUAUGGAAUCAACCAGAAGUUAGCAGCAGUCAAUCAUCCCCAAGCUAAUGGUCAAGCCGAAAUCACAAACAGGAUAAUAUUUGCCUGCAUUAAGAAAAAAACAACCCUAAGACGGCGGACCGGAGAAAGCCCGUUCGCUAUGGCAUACGGCACCGAGGCGGUGAUACCAGUUAAGCACUUGGUUCCAACUAUAAGGAGCUUGGCGUGGGAUGAAGAGCAGAAUGACAAAAUGCUAAGGUUUAACCUCGAUUUGCUGGAGGAAAAAAGGGAUACGGCAACAAUAAGGCUUGCCUCUUAUCAACAGACGCUUGUGAAUAGCCACAACAAGAAGGUAAGGCACAGAGACUUUGCUCUUGGCGAUCUGGUUCUGAAAAGGAAGGUGGGGAUAGUCAAAAAAGAUGUUCUCCCCAUGGGAAGGUCCAUACAGAAUAAUAGAGGUCAUAGGGAAGGGGGCGUACGUCCUAGAAACUAUGGCCGGAAGGAUAGUCAAUAA
Messenger RNA from Cornus florida, 1488 nucleotides. RefSeq lists its product as uncharacterized. Gene Ontology annotation, molecular function: nucleic acid binding; RNA-DNA hybrid ribonuclease activity. Lineage: Eukaryota; Viridiplantae; Streptophyta; Magnoliopsida; Cornales; Cornaceae. Bases 1 to 1488 code for a protein of 495 amino acids. The transcript is spliced from 3 exons. Gene Ontology annotation, biological process: DNA integration. The record is from RefSeq and is a predicted model, not a curated record.